AUGGCUGGCCCACCAAGGCCUCCCUCCACCCUCCCCACCACCACGAGGAGGUCGGGUUUGCGCCAACCGGUUCGACGAGCGGGUUCGGCAGCUCCAGAACGCCAUGCUACACCUACAAUCACUGCGCCGUCAGUGAGGUCUUCCGCGAUCAGUGCAUCGCGUAUGGCGAGAAGCCCCGAGAAAUCAAGCGCUGCGAGUAAGAGAAAGGAGAAAGACUUUGAACGCGAGAUCAACGAGGACACGAGCAUUCAUGUGGUGGUUCGCUGUCGUGGUCGCAGUGAUCGGGAGAUUAAAGAAAACAAUGGCGUUGUUCUAUCUACACCAGAAGGUGUGAAGGGCAAGACUCUAGAUCUCUCGAUGGGUCCGAACGCGGUUUCAAAUAAGACAUAUGCUUUCGACAAGGUUUUCUCCCCAGCCGCUGAUCAGACAACGGUCUUCGACGAUGUUGUUGUACCGAUUGUCGACGAGAUGUUGGCAGGUUACAAUUGCACAAUCUUCGCAUACGGGCAGACUGGAACAGGAAAGACAUACACCAUGUCAGGAGACAUGACCGAUACACUGGGCAUCUUAUCCGACGAUGCAGGAAUCAUUCCGCGUGCUCUCUACUCCCUGUUCCACAAACUUGAGGAUACGGAAAGCACAGUGAAAUGCUCCUUUAUCGAACUUUACAACGAAGAGCUUCGGGAUCUGCUGUCGUACGAUGAUAGUACGAAACUCAAAAUAUUUGAAAAUGAGAAGAAGGGAGGACAUAGCACGAUGGUUCAAGGCAUGGAAGAGACCUAUAUUGACUCUGCUUCCAGCGGUAUCAGACUGCUCCAAACAGGCAGCCACAAACGUCAAGUAGCAUCGACCAAAUGCAAUGACCUGAGUUCCCGAAGUCAUACGGUGUUCACCGUAACAGUUCUCACCAAACGCACAACUGAGUCUGGCGAGGAUUAUGUUAGCUCGGGGAAGUUGAACCUCGUGGAUUUAGCGGGUAGCGAAAACAUUGGUCGCAGCGGUGCUGAGAACAAACGAGCAACGGAGGCAGGUCUCAUCAACAAGAGUCUGCUCACUCUUGGUAGAGUCAUCAAUGCUUUGGUGGAUAAGAGCUCGCACAUUCCUUAUCGAGAGUCAAAACUCACGAGACUACUGCAAGAUUCACUCGGAGGACGAACAAAGACAUGCAUCAUCGCCACUGUUUCGCCUGCCCGCAACAACCUCGAAGAGACCAUCUCCACGCUUGACUAUGCCUUUCGGGCUAAGAACAUCCGCAACAAACCCCAGAUUAAUUCUAUCAUCUCCAAAAACAAGCUCCUACGGGAGAUUGGUAUGGAGAUUGAAAAACUCAAGAGCGAACUUAUUGCCACUCGACAUCGCCAUGGUGUCUAUAUGACGCCCGUUGCGUACGAAGAGAUGACGAUGGAGAGCGAGUCACGGCGAAUUGUCAACGAGGAACAGCGUGCCAAGAUUGAGACUAUGGAGUCAAGUCUCCGGCACAAGGUUCAAGAGUUGCUCUCUAUAACGGGAAAUUUUAACUCUUUGAAGCAUGACAAUGAGGAAACUCAGGCCAAACUCAAUGAAACACGAGAUGUUCUCAACGAAACAGAAAGGUUUUGGAAGGAUACUCAGGAAAAGCUGGACGAGGAGAAGAUCGUACGGAAGGCUCAUCAGAUUACGGAAAAGCAACUCCGCCACAUCGGCGCCGGCCUAGUUUCCACUUUGAAUGGCACUGUUCGAGAUGUGGAUGGAUUGCAUGCGAAGUUGGAUCGCAAAGACAAUUUGGAGGCUGAUAAUCGGCAAACCUGGCAGACUUCAACCAGUGAAGUAUCUCACGUUACGCAGCAGAUCGACGCUCGCAUGGAAGUCUUCAAGGUGCGACAUGCAAAGCUGGUGGGGGAUAUGUCUAGCAAAAUACACCAGUUCGUAGAUCAUGAACUGAGCACUGUCCAGUCUACUCGGUCCCAACUCCGGGAUCUGGGAACCUCCUUUGACAAGGUCGAGACUCAGGCAAAGAAAAAUACAUCCAGUGCUCACCAUGAGAUGAAUGACGUUCUCGAAGAAAUCAAGGUCCUUCGGGAAGAAGUCAAGUCUAAAGUUGGCGAAGGCCUGAAUGGCUUGUCAGCUGCUGCUGCUCGUAUCUCCAAGGAGGUGAUUGGGGAGUUCUCAGAGUUCCACUCCCAACUUCACUCAUCAUACAGCACACUCGGCAAGGACUUCAAGUCCAUGUUUGAGGACAUGGCAAGGCACCUCGAUGAACAGAAAACAGAAGUCAACAAAUUGCGCCUCGAGCUGCAAGCAGCGAACCGCCAGACAGUUGAGGCCAACAGAAAGGCCUCGUCUAAUCUCGCACAGGUCCUGGAAGACGAACAUGCGAACGCCCAAACAGAGAGGGAAACUCUUAUGUCUCAUAUCCGUGGACUUCUUGAGGAAUCAAAUCAAAAACAGAACAAUCGCCUCAGAGGCAAGUUUGAUGCCCUUCGCACCGACAUCUCAGCAUCAGGCGACUCUCUUGAGCAAGCCACUGCGCAGCACGACAGACACAUUGAUGAAUGGAUUUUUAAGGAAGAACAAUUUGCCAAAGACAUCGCUGCAUCUAAGGAUGAGUUCAAAACCAGAAUGCAGAACGAUUGGGAGAAUUUCGACCAACGCAAUGCCUCUAUUCAUCGAGCAACAGAAUCUGUCCAUCAGGAGACCGUACGGAUUGUUGAUGCUCAAAUGAGCGACAUGGGCACCCAAAUGGAGGCUUUGGAUGACUUCGUUGCCAAAGCCCGAUACCAGAAUGGCCGCUUCCACGAAUCCCAUCUAUCCAGUCUGAAUGCUAUGGCUGAAAAUGUCCGGGAGUCUCGCUCACACAUUCAUGGACAGCUCGACGGGCUCACCGGACGAGUCGAUCAACUCCAGCAGGAUGUCGAUAUACAUACUGAGUACCUGGAACAAACCACUGCACCUUUAGACAUCGAAGUCCGCCAACCACUCUUGAAAAUGCGCUCCGACUUCCAGAGCCACCCUAUGAAAGAGUAUAUCCCAACCGGCGUAACCCCUCAGAAACGAAAAUACGACUACCCUUCGGAAAUGCCUCAAACUGAGGCGCACGACGGACUUCGUACCCGACACCGCACAUCCAAGCAAUUUACUGCUUUACCAUUCAGCGAGCAAGAGCAACAAGACUCGCCUGUCCCCACUUCCCCCAAGUGGUGGCUUCGCCUCCCAAGAAAUUCGUGUACAAUGAUACCCCGGAAGAGGGAAGUCGACCUAAACGUCAGCAGACCGGCGAUGUCUGAUGGUGACGACGCGCUACCUCACGAUAAGGCAGAGACCAUUGCAUUGAACGCAUCUAUAGAUCUAGACGAAACGCCAGAAAAGGAAGAGCCUGAGCAGUCUUCUCGCAAACGUCGCCGCUCAAACUCCAGCCUCCACCACCAAUCUGACAGUAAACUACCGAAAACAAUGUCCUCGAAAAGGAUGGCUGGUGUGAAGGAGGGUCGUGAGAAUAUGCCGCCUUCUGCCAUCGGCGGUGGCCGGCGGGUCAGAAACCGCACUGACUAG
This is a messenger RNA of Penicillium paradoxum, 3528 nucleotides long. RefSeq names its product putative kinesin family protein (BimC). The transcript has 4 exons. The record is from RefSeq and is a predicted model, not a curated record. Gene Ontology annotation, cellular component: nucleus; spindle microtubule. Gene Ontology annotation, molecular function: microtubule binding; ATP binding; plus-end-directed microtubule motor activity. The coding region runs from base 1 to 3528 and encodes 1175 amino acids. NCBI's taxonomy places the organism in Eukaryota, Fungi, Ascomycota, Eurotiomycetes, Eurotiales, Aspergillaceae. Gene Ontology annotation, biological process: microtubule-based movement; mitotic spindle assembly.